This is a messenger RNA of Cavia porcellus (domestic guinea pig), 12259 nucleotides long. RefSeq names its product Cbl proto-oncogene like 1 (gene Cbll1). Gene Ontology annotation, molecular function: ubiquitin protein ligase activity. The transcript is spliced from 6 exons. Lineage: Eukaryota; Metazoa; Chordata; Mammalia; Rodentia; Caviidae. The coding region runs from base 623 to 2089 and encodes 488 amino acids. Gene Ontology annotation, biological process: protein ubiquitination; regulation of cell adhesion. The record is from RefSeq and is a predicted model, not a curated record.
GGGUUUCAUGCCCCCUUGGCCGGUCUGGGACUGGUCGCCCUGCCGGCAAGAGGAAUAACGCUCGCCCCACAGCACUGACGUGUGGUGGUGAGAAAUAAAUCUCACACACCCCUUCCUGUGCCCAGUAGGCCUGGUGCUUCUCGGCCUGCCCUCCAGUACGGUAUCUCCAUCCUUAGUGCCGGCAGCAACCGCUGCUUCUCACGUUCAGCUGAGCUCCAAAGCCAGACAGUGGGCGGCGCAGGCUUCGUGGGAAGGGGAAAAUGAUAGCUCUUUAUUUCCCCUCAACCUGGUUACUCUCCCUUACGUUAUGGGGCACUGGCGGUUGGAUUCCACUCUUAGAGUUGGAGAAGCCUCAUUACACUGAGAGUGGAUGGGCGAAAGUGGGUUGGACACUUCCUGCUGUCUCAGCCAGCUUUGGGCGGGUGCGGCGAUGGUCGCCUCCUAUCGUUAAUUGUCUCUCCGUUCCUUCAUGGACUAGAGGUUAUAGAGACCAGAGUCGAAUAUAGUUUUCAAAAAAUUAUAAACAGAGCAGCUUUUCUGUUUAAGCCUUUCAAAGCAUGGCCCGCGCUUCUGCUGUGGCCCUUUCUCAUCAUUUGGGAACAUUUACAAAGAAGAUCUUAAAAUGAAGAUAUUCUCAACCCUUUCUGCAAACAAUGAGUUACAAGGCACUAAUAGUUCUGGAUCGCUGGGUGGUCUUGAUGUUCGCAGACGAAUUCCUAUAAAGCUCAUCUCCAAGCAAGCAAACAAAGCCAAACCUACACCUCGAACUCAGAGGACUAUAAACAGGAUGCCUGCUAAGGCUACAGCUGGUGAUGAAGAAGGAUUUGAUUAUAAUGAAGAAGAACUGUUUGGAAAUCAGCGAAGAUUUCCUGAACAUCUAUUUUGGGACUUUAAGAUAAACAUCUUAGGUGAAAAGGAUGAUACACCAGUUCAUUUCUGUGACAAAUGUGGCCUGCCUAUUAAAAUCUAUGGGCGAAUGAUUCCAUGCAAACAUGUUUUUUGCUAUGACUGUGCUAUUUUACAUGAGAAAAAGGGAGAUAAGAUGUGUCCAGGCUGCAGUGAUCCUGUGCAGCGAAUUGAACAGUGUACACGAGGUUCUCUCUUCAUGUGUAGCAUUGUUCAAGGGUGCAAGAGAACGUAUUUGUCUCAGAGAGACUUACAGGCUCACAUCAACCAUCGCCACAUGCGAGCUGGAAAACCUGUUACCCGCACUUCGCUUGAAAAUGUUCAUCCUCCUAUUGCCCCGCCACCAGCUGAAAUCCCUGAGCGCUUUAUAAUGCCGCCAGAUAAGCACCACAUGAGCCAUAUUCCACCAAAGCAGCACAUCAUGAUGCCACCGCCUCCUUUGCAGCACGUGCCACAUGAGCACUAUAAUCAGCCACAUGAGGAUAUUCGUGCUCCUCCCACAGAAUUGUCCAUGGCUCCACCACCACCUCGCUCGGUCAGUCAGGAAACCUUUCGUAUUUCAACAAGAAAACACAGCAAUUUAAUAACCGUCCCUAUUCAGGAUGACUCAAAUUCAGGUGCUAGAGAACCACCACCUCCUGCCCCAGCACCUGCUCACCAUCAUCCUGAAUAUCAGGGUCAACCAGUGGUUUCGCACCCUCAUCAUAUUAUGCCUCCACAGCAACAUUAUGCACCACCCCCACCUCCUCCACCUCCAAUCAGUCAUCCAAUGCCACAUCCUCCCCAGGCUGCAGGUACUCCUCACUUGGUAUACAGCCAAGCUCCACCUCCACCAAUGACCUCUGCUCCACCACCAAUAACCCCUCCCCCUGGACAUAUUAUUGCCCAGAUGCCACCUUAUAUGAAUCACCCUCCUCCAGGACCUCCCCCACCUCAACAUGGUGGUCCGCCUGUAACUGCUCCCCCUCCUCACCAUUACAAUCCUAACUCUUUACCCCAGUUUACUGAAGAUCAAGGAACUCUCAGCCCUCCAUUUACACAACCAGGGGGAAUGAGUCCUGGUAUAUGGCCUGCACCAAGAGGGCCACCUCCUCCUCCACGAAUGCAGGGUCCGCCUUCUCAAACCCCAAUUCCUGGACCACAUCAUCCAGAUCAGACAAGAUAUAGACCUUAUUACCAAUGAUAAUAGCGUUUUGAACUGAAGACAUGAGGAGGAAAAAACUUAGAGUCAGUCUUUUCAUUAAGCUUUGACUGUUUUGGGAAGGAAAAGUACCUCUUACCAAACAUAGGGUCUUUUGUCUUUUGAAAUGGUUUUCAAUCUUGACUUUAGGAUUGAUUUCAAGUACUAUACUGUAGUGCAGUUAAGUGGCUCGGUUGAGCACAGCUAUAUUUUAACAACUUUGUUCCCCUAGUGCGGUAAAUUAACUCAGAAGUGACCAUUUGUAAAAAAAAAAAAUUGAAAAAUUUUCAUUGUUCCACUUUCGAAAGUACAGCUUUUGGUAAACCCAAUGUUUAGUUUUUCUUGUGAUACAUUUUGUUAACCUGUGUAAAAGGAUUAAAUUUCAAUAUGGUUGUAAAAAUGCUAUUUUUAUGUAAACUUAAGUGCAGCCACAUACUGUUUUUUAAAAUCAUAUGUUUUACCACUAAUUUCCCAAAGUUAUAAUAAAAUCCUUAAAGUAGAAUUUGCUAUAAGGCAGACUGUUAAAUGAUAAGAGUAUUUCACAUUUUAGGCACUGAAAUUUUGAGAUGUAGUAAGUAUAUAAUACAUUUCACUUGGAUGCCUUCUUGAGUUUAGGCAGCCUUAGGGACACCAAAAUACAUUGGAAUUCCAGUACUAAGAUGCUGAUGAUAUUAAAAGGCAUUCUAAUUAUUUGGGAGAAUACAGCCAAAGUAAUACUCUACAGGCUCCAAGCUUGGGGGAGGGGAACGCUGUCACUUUUUUUUUCCUGAAUGGUUGGAAUCACACGAUGCACCACACUUACUGAUCUUAACUAACAUUUUAUAGAACUGUUCAAUUGGUGUUAUAUAGAUGACAUUUUCUCUGCUCAUUGUCUUAAGCUAAAUAUUUAGGGCUGAUAGGCUUUAUAUAAAUCCUCAUUUCAUGGUAGUUUAAAUUCUGUGCUUAUGUGGGUUCUUGUUUAUUGGGUUUUAAACUAAAAUUGAAAUGCUUUGGAGGAAUUUGAAUAAUGUAUUAAUGAGGAAUGUUUUCUUGUAAUCACAAAACUAGCAUAUGCUCAGGUUUCAUUGCUUGUGUGAUAAGGGUUUUUCCUCUAACUUGAAAUUUGAAAACUAUUAUUUCUUGUUCCUUUUAUUGGUCAAGUGAUCUAAAUUUGUAAUGUUUUAGCAUGGCAUCAACAAUGAUGACUACCAGAUAAUUUUGUAUUGGAGAAAAAGGUAAUGACUAAAUUGUGAAUUUCAGUGCUUUAUAGGUGCCUUUAGAGUCAGCUUUUGCAUUACUGGGGCUUGUUACAGUCCAGCUAAGAUGACCACUUAUGGUUUAUACGGAUCUCAUAUGUAUAAAUCAACAUUCUUAGGAUAUUAUUAUAUAUCCUCUGAAGAAACCCCUGUGAACUUUUCUUCCCUCCUAAAAUGGUGCAUAUUAUAAACAUGACGUGUAGUAUGCAGACAUCAUUUAUUAGGUAGUUUGUAGUAUAUAAAUUUAGAACAUACUUCUUUUUCAACAAAGGAUGAACUAUUUGCUAAUUUACCAUUUUAAUCUGUCUGGUACAGGCAAAACAAAUUUUCAUUUUGGAUGAUCAGAUACAAAACUUUCUGAACUUAGAACAGUUAAUAUAAAUGGCCUUUUCACUCUUGACUGGCCAAAAAUAAUACACUUUUUUCUUAAGUAAUUUUUCACACUUAGCAGUUUGAGAGACUAGUUGGUUAAUGCACUAUUUCUAAGGAGAAAUUCUUGUUAUUAGGAGCAUGAGAGUGAAAUAGUGUGAAGUAUUGGUGGUGAGUGCUUCUAUCAUAUUACUGUAGGUACUUGGACUGGUGCAAACUUGAUUCCUAUUCAUGCCCCUGUUUAGGAUCUAUUAAAAUAUUACUAAUUAAAAAUCCAAACCAUUCUUUGUCAUGUAAUUAGAAAAUAGCAGCCAAAUUCACGUUAGAGCUUCUCAGCUAUUUGUGAAGAGCUCUUCUGCUUUUAUUGAAAUUCAUUACAUCAAAUGUGGUAAGAAACCACCUCGCCUGUGUUUUGGACAAAACAAAAAAGAAAAAAACUAUCAUGCUAAAAUUCCAUAUGUUAAGAGAAUUCCUAUAGGCUUUUAAAAAUGACUUAAUUUAGGUUUAAUAAACGUUAUCCAGGGAGGCAGAUCAAAUGAAUGUCUUGUAGGAGACAAAAAUUUUUAAUUGAUGUUAGACUUGAACUCAUCAGUUAAUUGUUUGAAUGAGGGUGGGUGGGUAGAAGGAAAACAAAAUUACUGUUAGUGUUUCUUUUCUUAAGGAAAAAGAUGUGAAUCCCAGCCUUAUUUCAGGGAACCCUUUGAAGCUAUGAUGGACGUAAGUCUAAAUGUAUGUAUGUUUCAUUAUAUUGCUCUUAAGACUACUGAGGUGGCAGUUUUAACUCUUAAAAACAAUAAAAUGGAAGCAUAAAUACUAUUUUGCCUAGAUGAAUUUUUACCUAAUGAUGAUACAUUUGGGACAAUGCAAGAUUUUUCAUGUUUAUGGUAAAGCUUUCUACAGUAAAACUGGAUUCUUUUUGGGCGGGGCUCUUUUUGAGACAGGGUCUCACUAUACAGUUCAAGCUGGCCUUGAGCUCAGUUCAUAGCCUGGGCUGCUCUUGAACUUGCAGCAAUCCUGCUUCAGGCUCCUAGGUGUUGGGAUUACAAACAUGUGUCACCACGUCUGCUUUAGAUUCACUUUUAAAAAAAUUAAAACCAGCAAGUAGAAAAUUGUGUUUCUUUAAUGGCAUUUUUGUGUUUUGGUACAUAUACAUUUGUAAUUGCUAUCUUUUUCAUGGAUCAUUUUAUCCAUAUGUAGUAACCUUUGUCUCUUCUGACGAAUUUUUACCUAAAAUCUGUUUCAUUGAAUAUGAGUUACCCCUACCUCUGCUUUCUUUUGGAUUUCAUUUGUUUAGAUUAUUGUUUUUCAUUCUUUUACUUUCAGUCUGUGUAUGUCUUUGCCAGUGAGGUGAGUUUCUUGCAUACAGUAGACUGUUGGGCUUUGUUUGUAACCUAAUCAGCCAAAUCUGUCUUUUAAUUGGAGAAUUAAAACUUUUUACAAUCAUGCUUAUUAUUGAAAGGUAUGUUUUAGUUCUUGUCAUUUUUCCCCUGUCUCUGGCUGUUUCAGAUAAUCUACAUCACUUCUCUCUUCCUUAUCCGUAUUCACGGUUUGAUGGUUUACUGUAUCAUGUUUGAUUCUUCCCUAAUUCUUACUUAUCCACUCUUCUGUGUGGAAGAUUCUUACAAGUGUGUUCUGUAAUGUGUUUCAUGAACUCCUUUAGCUUAUGCUUCAUUUUUCCUUUGAUUCUGAAGAAUAAUUUUACUGGCUCCUAGUAAUCUAGGUUGGCAAUUAUUUUCUUUCAGAGGUUGAAAUAUAUUUUUUACAUGCCCUCCUGGCCUUCAGAGUUUCUGCUGAGAAAUCUGCUAGUAUUCCAUUGGGUUUGCUUUUAUAAGUUUGUGCUUGUUUGCAAAAUUCUUUCUUUGGCAUGUAUUUUUGGAAGUUUAAUUAUAAUAUGUUGGGAGUUUUUUUUCUGGUCAUGCCUAUUCGGGAUUCUAAAUGUCUCCUAUAUUUGAAUGUCCAUUUCUUUCCUAAGAUUUGGAAAUUUUUAAGCAUUGAACUGAAUAAAUUUUCUGUACCGUUAGCCUCCCUCGUUUAUUCUGAUUAUAUAUAUUCAGCUCCUUUGUUUAUUCUGAUUAUAUACAUUUCAUCUCUUUACUGGUGUCCUUUAGAUUUUGUAUUCUAUUUAUUCUGAUUUUUUCCUUACUAUCCAAAUGUGAUAAUUCAUCAACAUCAUCUUCAAGCUCUGAAUAUUCUUUUUUUCUGCUUGACCCAGUUUAUUGGUGAGACUUUCAACCGAGUUUUUUUUUAACUUACUGAACUUUUCAUUCUCAUGAUUUCUUUUUUGUAUUUUUCAGAAUCUUUCUAUUGAAUUGUUCUUUUGUAUCCUUCAUUGUCUUUUUAAAUUUAUUCUUCUGUUUAUUUGUAUUUUCUUUGAAUUUAUAAGUCAUUUUUAAAAAUUAUUUGGCAAGCUAGUCAUUCACUUUGAUAUGAUUGGAAUGAAUCCCUGGAGUAUUAUGAAGUUUUAGAGAUGUCAUGUUAUCUUGCUCUUUUCAUAUUUCUUGUAUUUAUAUGUUGAGAUUUAUCUGUUAGGAUAGAUACUUCUUUCAGAAACAUUUGUGUGAGGUCUUCUCAGUGAGCAGCAUUCUCUGGAUGUGCCCUGGAAUUUGGUUGUUUUUUUAAUUUUUGUUUUGUAAUGUUGAAAUUAAUUUGAAGUAGAUUUUGGAAUUUAGUAGAUUUUCUAAGUUAGUUUCCCUGUGAGUUUUUUUGACUGUGACAAAUGUGUUUUGAAACAGGGCUUGAAGGGCCUGUGUUUUCUGUAGGUUUACAACAGUGAAGUUCCUUUGAUAGUUCAGAGAGGUAUAGAAUAGACAGCGUAGUAAAUGAGGUACACUUCUGUGGUUUCUCCUCCAGUCCUGUCAGCAGUGCGUGAUUUGAAAGGUAUGGGUCUGGCCUGGGCUGGGAUCCCUCACAUGUGUGGUGUACACAAUGUACUGUCCACUAUUGCUAGGGAAGUCGCUUCAGCUCACCCCAGCUGUGAUGACAUGGGACCAUGUGUCAGCUGUAGGUGUUUCCUCCCCUGUUCUGUAAAUUGAAGUGUCUGCCAGGGUUCUGGCAGCCCUAGGUUGUGACUAGAAUGCAUACAGUUUCAACUGGCUGGGGUUGGCUCAGUGGGAAAGCACCCAGCCAAUGUGCCUGAGGUGCUCAGCUCCAUCCCACUGAACAGAAAAAUGAAAACCAUGACAUGAAAACAAAUCAGGCAUAGAAAUAAAGAAACACCUGCAGCACCAAUAGCAAUGGAAAAGGGUUAGAAUACACUUAAAAGCUAAAAAUGAUUAAAUUUUGUAAAAACAUGAAUGAGGAAGGUCAAAAAGGGAAAAGAAAACAUUUUUGAAAAGGAAAAAUUGAGAACAAAAAUCCAAUUAAAGGAUUAAAAAAAGAGCAAACAUAAGAAAAAAGGCAAUGAGAGGCAGCUCCCGAGGAGCUGUUUGGACUUGGAGACUCUCAGGAGCCCACCAGGUACGGAGGGGGAGUGGGCUGCAGCGGAAACCAGCUGGUGUUCCUCUCCGCUCCCCGUCAUUUCUCACCUGGGAGAUUAGUGGAAUGUUGACCACAGCAGGGCUGUGAACUCUCAGAUCUUUUUGGUGUGUGCACCUGGGAGCAUGACAUAUGUCCAAACUGUGAUGUGUCUCAAGAAAGAAACAGAUCUGUACUGGAGGAGCAGCCGUGGUACCAAACGAAUUGACAGCUCUGCUCGUUACCCUCAGAUCCGGCCCCAUGUGAAGCCACAUGAGACUGGUCUCUUCCUUACAGUGAUCAGGACCAUGGAGCCCUCUACUCUGCUCCCAGCCACAGCUGUGCUUUGCACUGCUCAACCCUGUCUGUGCGAUUGUGACAGACACUUCUCUAGCCACAACUUUCUCAUGAGGCCAGCUCCCACCCAGUCCUGCAGCAGGGUGGCCUGGUGGCCUCUGGGAUUGUGAUCGUCUGUGUUUUCUGAUACACAGGAAGGUUUAGCUCCUACAACAGGAUCCUUCUCAAGAUGCCUCCUGGGUUGUGGCACUAAGUGCUUCCUAACACAUGUACAGUAAUGAAUCUUUAAAAUGUGCUUAUCUCUUUCAGACCAAAUCCACAAGUGGCUAGAAAGCUGGUAAGAAUCAUGGAAUUUUUCUUGCAGUUAGGACUGGGUUGGGGCUGGACUGCUGGUGUCAUCAGGGUUGUCUGCGCUCUCCAGCAAACCUUAUGCUUGUAAUUUUGGGCUCCCUACCUGCCCCGAUGAGGGAUCCCGAGUUCCAGUUGCCAGUUGCCUUUCACCUCUCUCUGAAUUGCCUUUGUGCUAUUUAGAGCUUUCCAUCCCUCCUGUAUUGGUUCCGAGAGUUCCUUCUCUCAUUCUCUCCUCCAGUAGUUUUCCCUUUAUCGUCCUGACACUUGCCCCUCACCAUCUCCUAGGAGCUUACGUGCUAACUUAUUUAGGAAUUGUCCUUACUGAUCAUCCCUAAAUUCUCCUCAAAAAGUUUUCUAAUAUAUUUUUUCAAAGGAAAAAGGUGGACCUUUAAAAAUAUGUUACCAGGGUGCAAAACAAAACAAAAAGUUACCAAAAUAUACAAACACAUUCAUAUUGAGAAGUAUUAAGUAUUUAAUUCUGAAGAUAAUGAUAUGUUUUCUAAUAGCUUUUCUGGUUUUAUUUAAUAUUUUCUGAUAAUAUUUUCUGUAUUAGUCACUUUGGAAGAAAUUCACAGUACAUAUGUAUAUUUUCAUGAGUUUAGUUGCGUCUUUUAAUGGGUCAAUUUUUACACAGGUUUUAACUUCUUUGGAGAAGUAAUGCUUUCUAACAAUUGGAAGCCUUGCCUCUGGAGUCAGAUUUUCUACACAGAUUUCUGCAACUAUGUAACAUAGACUAAUUAUUGAUGCUUUUUGAGCCAGUUUUACUUUGCUUUCCUAAAAAGUAGAGGUAACCAUAGCACUGCAGCAUUAUGAGGGCUAUUUUGAGAAUUAAAUGAGUACAAGGUCAGUAGAUGAGUGUCUACAUGGUGAAAUGCUGCUGAAGAUGCCAAACAGUGAAUGAAUUAUCACACUUCUCUAUUCCUGUUCAUGCAGUAUUGAGUCAGGCUUGCAUUUUAAACAUUUUAUGUAUAUAUUUUCUGUGGUAGGUUACUAUGUUAGGCAAAAAUGUAACAUUGUAUUAGUCACUUUCUUGAUACUGGCACAAAAUAUUUGACACUCAUAACUUACAGGAAGAGAGGUUUAUUUAGGCUCACAGUUUCAGUACAAGGUUGGCUGUCUGCAAGGCAAAAACAGCAUAGCAAAAGAGCAUGACUGAGGAAAGGUGCUCAACUGUGCAGCUAGGAAGCAGAGAGAGAAGGGAGGAGCUGGGGACAGGGUACACGUCCUAACAGUGCAUUCAGCUAUGAACUCACCCACUGAUGAGUAUAGCACCCCCACAAUCCAGGCAUCUGACAGAUGCACCGGACUUAAGGACAUUUGAGAUCUAACCUAGGGUGCAUACCAAAAGCUUAUUUUGGGGCCAGGGAUUUAGCUCAACAGCAUAGCGCCUGCCUGGCAAGCACAGGUCCUGAGUUUGAAUCCUAGUGCCACCUCCCCCCAAAAGCUUAUUUUUUCCAAAGUUUUUUUUUUUGGUAUCAGGGAUUGAACUCAUGUCUGUGCACUCACCAGGCAAGUGCUUGAGUCAUUGAACUAAAUCUCUGGCCCCCAAAAAGCUUAAUUAUUAUUACUAUUAUUGGUACUAGGGAUCAAACUCAUGACUUCAUGCUUGCCAGGGAGGCACUUAUGCCACCUAGCUAAAUUCCCAGCCCUAAAAGCUUAAUUACUAUAAAAUUAUUUUUAAUUUAAACUAUUCAAUAUGUAAUAACCUCAAAAUCUUCACUAAUGUAUUUGUCUUUUCUCAGGUUAUGCUGUCUGUAAGUUUCACUCUUUUCCUUUGCUCUGUCAUGGUCUUUAACUUCUUUCUAAAUCAGAGAUCAGAAUUCUUAAUUUUCAAAAUUUGCUCUGAGGCCCAUAUUACUCAAAGCAUAGCCACCUUAGAACCUUGGAGAAAAGAAACACUUAAGGCUGAGAAUAUAAGUUUAUCUCUAAGAUGUUAAGAAAGAACUGAAGUGCCUGUGUUUGUGUCUCCUCCCUGUGAUAUCCAUGCGGCAUCUUUGCCUGGGAAGGUGGAGACAUAGCAAGACUCUUAUAUGAAGCUUCUACCCCACUCCUAAACCAAAUAAUCACUAAAGGCUCCUAUUUUCAAUUUCUAUUCUAUGCCCUCUAUGAAGGAAAAGCUCUUACCCUCAAAUUUAUUGGGCAUCAUGCAUAAAUGUUUACUUGUGUAUUUAUUUUACCCCUUAAAAACCACAGGGAUUUUAAGACAACAAACAUCCACAAUUCAAAAAGUUGAAACACUGUGUAAAGUGUGCUGAUACUGUAGUUUUAAUUAAGAUCUGCUAUGUAAAUAACCUUUAUUAUACCAUUCUGUAUUUGGGCUUAGUCCAGUAGACAAAUCUUGUCAGCAAAGAUAAUUCACAAAAGAUGAAAGAGCAUAUUUUUUGUAUCAGGAAUCAAACUCAGGACCUCAUACUUGUCAGGCAGCACGCUUGCUGUGCUGCUGAGCUAUAUCACUAUGUCAGCCAAUAAAUAGAGUGAGUCUAAAACUGGCACAGAUUUCUCAGUGACAAAGUCAUUUGAUGUUUAAUAGAAAGUGCUGAAUCUUCCUUCUGGUGGUGAUGAUGUUUAACUGUUACAUGAAUAAAUUUAAUCUGAACCAAGCAUAAUGAUAGUGAAAAAGAGGAUGAAUCUCAUUCUACAGCAAAGUGGAGCUCUAGAGCCUUUAUUCUUAUGAGUAUAAUCCCCCACCAACGACAAAAGAGUCCUUCCUUUCCCUGCCGUCUGUUUUCUUUCAUCCUGUUGAGACCAGGAUAAGUUACCCUCUUAAUUUUCACCUCUCAGUUAUUUUAUAGCUCCUAUUAGCUUCAUAUCGAAAGGAAGAAAAUAGGGAUUUGCUUCAAAAAGUAGUUGUGGUUAUAGAUAUGGCAUUAAAAGGACUGUGUCUAAGUCUGAAUGGAUGAUGAGAUGCUUGAAAAAGCUGGAGUGAUUCAUAGACGGAAUGAAGAAGUCUUACUGCAGGAACUUUCAGAUUCUCAUGGAGCAAUCUGCCAGUCAGACCACUGUAAAAGGGACCCACAGCACAUUCUUCAUAAAGUUAACAACCAAUUUAAUAAGAGAAGACACAUCUGCUGUACAACUGAAUUUUUAAAAAUGGAGAUAUUUCAGCAUGACCCGUAUAAAUUAUGAGAUUCAAAGCUGUGGAGUAAAUAUACUACAAAGCAUGUACGUAGUGACUUGGAAAGGAAUCUGUAAGUGCUACAAAAAUACAUAUACACAUAAUUUUCUUCUUAAAAUUAAAAAUAUUUACAUAAUUUCAUACUAGAUAUGUGAAAAAUAUACCAUGUUAGAACAAUCUCGUUCCAAAGUUUGAAACAUAAUUCUGUCAAAUAAAAAUAUUCUUCAUACAAUGUAUGAAUUUAUCAAUAACUUUCCGGGUAUAAAGUUGUUCUUCAUGUGACAGAUGAGGAUCCCUCUGAAUUAUAUUUUGAUUAGAAUUUUGUUUCAUAUGGUACCUGGAAGAAGAUGGAAAUUUCUUGUUUAAAAAGAUUUAUUAUUUCUCUUUCAAUAAUCAUAUCCUAGGAGACAGACUACCACAGUCUUCAACAAAUCUUUUGUCUUGAAUUUAAAAAAAAAUGUAUUUAUUUUUUUUUGGUCUUUUUGAGACAGGGUCUCACUAUGCAGCCGAGACUGGCGAACUCACUUUGUAGCCCAAACUAGUCUUGAACUCAUAACAAUCCUCCUGCCUCAGCCUCCCAAGGGCUGGGAUAGCAGGCAUGCACCGCCACACCCAGCCUUUGUUUUGAAUUUUAAUAAGACAUUUUCCAUUGCUACCUAGCACAGAUCCAAAGGUUAUCAUGUUUAUUGGGCAUUUCAAAGACCUAAUUUAACUUAAUGUAAAAGCCAGUGUGUGAUAGCAACGUGUUACCAUGCCUGGCCUUUUCAUUGUUUCUAAGCUACAUUCCUUUUGCUGUUCUUCGACCUUUCUUUAAAUAAGAAAAUACCACUAACCACCUUCAGUACUUGAAGACAGUCAGUAGAUUCUCAAGACCCUUGAUGUAUUCAUCUUUGAUGGAGAGCUAGAGGUGGUAGAUGGUGGUGAACAGAACACGGGUCUUGUCAUCAGAUCUUAGUUCAAAUUCUGUUACUAUCACUUGACAUGUGUUCUCAGGCAAAUUAACUGAGCUUUCUGGGCCUCUGGCCCUACAACAGAAGCCCAUUUUUUUUUUUUUUUUUUUUUUUUUUUAGAGACAGGGUCUCACUAUAUUGCCCAGGCUGGAGUGCAGUGGCUAUUCACAGGCGCGAUCCCACUACUGAUCAGCACGGGAGUUUUGACCUGCUCCGUUUCCGACCUGGGCCGGUUCACCCCUCCUUAGGCAACCUGGUGGUCCCCCGCUCCCGGGAGGUCACCAUAUUGAUGCCGAACUUAGUGCGGACACCCGAUCGGCAUAGCGCACUGCAGCCCAGAACUCCUGGACUCAAGCGAUCCUCCCACCUCAGCCUCCCGAGUAGCUGGGACUACAGGCGCGCG